Molecule: messenger RNA, 2731 nt
Organism: Mucor mucedo
Lineage: Eukaryota; Fungi; Mucoromycota; Mucoromycetes; Mucorales; Mucoraceae
Product: Sec34-like family-domain-containing protein
Exons: 11
Coding region: 97-2625 (842 amino acids)
Biological process (GO): intra-Golgi vesicle-mediated transport; Golgi organization; intracellular protein transport
Cellular component (GO): COG complex; cis-Golgi network; membrane
Source: RefSeq, a predicted model, not a curated record
GCGCCCAGUGACAACAUAACGCGGGAAUUGAAACUUGGGGCCAAAAAAGGAUUCACUUUUCAACCAUAAACAGACGUGCGUAUUUCUCUCAACAUUAUGUCAAGAAUAACGCGCGGUAUCUCUUUAGAAGAAUGGGAAGAAAAAACCAAGCUUAACGACAAGGAAAAACAAAGUGUACAAGAUUUGCAAGAUGCCUGCGCUGAAUUGCCUCUUCCGUCCAACUGGUAUUUGGGCGACAAACUUUUAGGCUCCCCUUCCUUGGGCAUCUCACCAGGGACGCCCGAUACACUUCAAUCGAAAAGCCCACUUAACCCACAUGUACUAUCAUCUCGACUUUUAGGUACCCUGAAACAUACUUUAUCUACCGCCAACCUAUUAGCAGAAGCAACGGCAGCAGAUUCAGCAGCAGAAAAGAAUAUGGCUCAUGCCAUUGGAAGCGCAAAACCCAUCGAAACUCUUCAAGAGUUUUUCGAUUGGUUUGCAGUGAUGGAAUCCGAGAUGGAGAAAGGACAAGAAGAUGUUUAUCGUAACCACUUAUCCACUGUCGAACUUUACCAACAAGCGUGUGAUGACUUUCUGCAAGAUCUACAACUUACCUGCCAGUUAUUCGACGAUUUAGAAAAUGAUUACUCAUUUGUAGAAUUACAAACUCGUUCAAUUCAAACAGCCUGCGAGACCUUAUUAGAAGAACAGCAUCGUCUGACACAUUUAGCAGAAGGACUAUCCGAGAGAUUAGCCUAUUUCAACCAACUGGAACCGAUCGCCAAAUUAUUCAAUUCCCCAGGCGAUGAUAUCUGUCUUAAUGCAGAAUUUAUACCGAUGUUGAAUAAGUUGGAUGAAUGUAUACAGUAUAUGCAAGAUCAUCAUGUGUACCGUGAUUCAGAAUUAUAUCUCAUGCGUUUCAGACAAUGUAUGACUCGUGGUAUUACACUUAUUAAGAUGUAUGUAGUGUCCACUAUUAAGAACUUGGGUUACGAAGUGUAUAAACAAGUGAGCACAAAAGACGCUACUAUGGGUAAACAAAUGACCAUGUACUAUGUAAAAUUUAAAACGAUUGCAUCCACCAUCAAAUCCUUGACAACUCAGGUACAAAAGAGAUGCCCGGGUCAUAAGGAAUAUCAAUCGUUAUACGAAGACAUGCUUCAUGCUUAUUUCCAGACAAGACAGCAAUUGUUGGGCCCUUUAAUAUCAAAAAAGAUCCAACAGCUUGGGCCCAAUGACAAGGAUUUAUUAGGAUUUGCUAAAAAUGGCUGUGCAUACAUGAUGAGUCUUUGUUCGGAUGAGUACAAUUUGUUCUACAACUUUUUCCAAAAGACUGGAGAGCAAGAACUGUAUAACUACCUGGAGUUGUUAACAAGUUACUUGUAUGAUUACCUCCGACCACGUAUUAUUCACGAAAAUGAUAUCACUACACUUUCUGAAUUAUGUAAUGUAUUUUUGAUGUAUGUCAUGCAGGAUGAAAAUGAUUUCGCGAUUGGUGUAGUUGAGGACAAAAAUGAGGUAAAAUUUGGUCAUCUUAUACAGAACGUGAUGGAAGAUGCACAGGGCAGAUUAGUAUUCCGAUCCCAAAUGUUUAUACAUAAUGAUAUUCAAAACUAUCAACCUAAACCUCAAGACUUUGAGAAUACCCAAACAAAAGUAACAUCAGACGAAGACCAAAAAUCAUCAGUCGUAUUAGACUCUACCACUGCCGCAACCUUGACAGUAGAAGAAGACACAACUUCGGAAACACAUUCGAUUCAUUCAGCUAGGUCAAACUUACUGGCGGAUGGUAGCGAUAACACAUGUGGAUGGUUUCCAACAUUGCAAAAGACACUUUGGAUUCUUUCAAAACUUUACCGGUGCGUUCAGACUGGUGUGUUUGAGGAUUUGGCACAGGAGGCUGUCUCACUAUGUAAUGAAUCAUUGCAAAAGGCCAGUACCAGCGUUACGAACUUAAAGUCUCGUCUCGAUGGUGAAUUAUUUUUAAUUAAAAAUUUACUGGUGUUAAAAGAACAACUUGCUCCUUUUGAAGCAAAUUUAGUUCAUGCAGGAAAAACUUUAGAUUUCUCUCAUGUCACCGGUUCCUUAUCUUCGUUUCAACAACAUAAAUCGCUCAUGUUUAAUCCAAAUGCUCUUAUUGGGUUGGCCCAGCGUGGAAUGCCACGCGUAGUCGAAGUCAGUUUGGAUUCGAGACGGGAAAUUGAUUUUCAAAUCAAGAGAGUGUGCGAAGAGUUUAUAAACAAUUGUGUGAACAGUUGUGUAGAGCCACUAACUGCCUUCUUAAUCAAGUUAUCGGCAAUUUUACCAGCAGCAGUUGUAACUAAAAUGGCGGACGAUGAUUCACCCACAACAAUACAGCAGCUAAAUGGAGGAGAUGUACAGGAGGCGACAGAUCAGUUUAUGGAAGCGGUAGAGGAACGCAUCAGAUUUGUGGUUCGGAAACUUAGAGAAUAUGUCAGCGAUCAUAAAAUGCAACAGAUCCUGAUGAAGCCAAUAGAGACGAGUAUUGUUGAACAAUACAAAUCUUUUUUAACAAGAGUCCAAAUAGAGUCAAAAGAGGGAGGAAGGAUCCAAAAAAUGGAAAACCAGCCAAUGUCCACAGAAUCAGUAGCUGUCUGGAUCUCUCAAUUGAAAGAACAAUAAUAAAAUCCAUUGGUUUAUCUCGCUUGAUUGCAUUAAUGGUUCGUUUCGCAUUAAUUUACUAAUGUGUAUCUUCUCGGUCCGGGAUAAGUUUAUAAUGAUAAAGGGG